Messenger RNA from Odobenus rosmarus divergens (Pacific walrus), 2377 nucleotides. It is a transcript of the gene FNBP1, whose product is annotated as formin binding protein 1. Gene Ontology annotation, biological process: endocytosis; signal transduction. Lineage: Eukaryota; Metazoa; Chordata; Mammalia; Carnivora; Odobenidae. Gene Ontology annotation, molecular function: protein binding. The transcript is spliced from 17 exons. The record is from RefSeq and is a predicted model, not a curated record. Bases 188 to 2041 code for a protein of 617 amino acids.
GAGCGACGGGGAGGAGGAACUGCUGAGGAGACCGAGGGCGAGGAGCGGCGAGCCGGAGGAGGCGGCGGCCGCGCGCGCACCGGGUUUUCCUCGAUUGCGGGGAUCUCAAGGGGCGAAGGGAUCGCCGGGGAGGAGGACCGGAGAGCCGCGCCUGUCGCGCGGCGCGCCCCUUCCCGCCCCCUGCACCAUGAGCUGGGGCACCGAGCUCUGGGAUCAAUUUGACAACUUAGAAAAACACACACAGUGGGGAAUUGACAUUCUUGAGAAAUACAUCAAAUUUGUAAAGGAAAGGACAGAGAUCGAACUCAGCUAUGCAAAGCAACUCAGGAACCUCGCAAAGAAAUACCAACCUAAAAAGAACUCGAAGGAGGAAGAAGAAUACAGGUAUACGGCUUGUAAAGCUUUCCUUUCCACCCUGAACGAAAUGAAUGAUUACGCUGGGCAGCAUGAAGUUAUCUCCGAGAACAUGACCUCGAACAUCACUGUGGAGUUAGCCCGCUACGUCCAGGAACUGAAGCAGGAGAGGAAAUCGUACUUCCACGACGGGCGGAAGGCCCAACAGCACAUAGAGAUCUGCUGGAAACAACUCGAAUCAAGUAAAAGACGAUUUGAACGGGACUGCAAAGAGGCGGACAGAGCGCAGCAGUACUUCGAGAAGAUGGAUGCGGACAUCAAUGUCACCAAAGCAGAUGUUGAAAAGGCGCGACAGCAAGCUCAAGUACGUCACCAAAUGGCAGAGGACAGCAAAGCAGAUUACUCAUCAAUUCUCCAGAAAUUCAACCACGAGCAGCAUGAAUAUUACCAUACUCACAUCCCCAACAUAUUUCAGAAAAUACAGGAGAUGGAGGAAAGGAGGAUAGUGCGAAUCGGGGACUCAAUGAAGACCUAUGCGGAGGUGGACCGGCAGGUGAUUCCGAUCAUUGGGAAAUGCUUGGAUGAAAUAGUAAAGGCAGCCGAAUCCAUCGAUCAGAAGAAUGAUUCCCAGCUGGUAAUAGAAGCUUAUAAGUCCGGGUUUGAGCCUCCCGGGGACAUUGAAUUUGAGGAUUACACUCAACCGAUGAAACGCACCGUGUCAGAUAACAGCCUUUCGAAUUCCCGAGGAGAAGGCAAACCAGAGCUCAAGUUUGGUGGCAAAUCCAAAGGAAAGUUAUGGCCUUUCAUCAAAAAAAAUAAGCUUAUGUCCCUUUUAACAUCCCCCCAUCAGCCUCCCCCUCCUCCCCCUGCCUCUGCCUCACCCUCUGCUGUUCCCAACGGCCCCCAGUCUCCCAAGCAGCAAAAGGAACCCCUCUCCCAUCGCUUCAACGAGUUCAUGACCUCCAAACCCAAAAUCCACUGCUUCAGGAGCCUAAAGCGUGGGCUUUCUCUCAAGCUGGGCGCCACGCCAGAGGAUUUCAGCAACCUCCCGCCCGAGCAGAGAAGGAAAAAGCUGCAGCAGAAGGUCGAUGAACUAAAUAAAGAAAUUCAAAAGGAGAUGGAUCAAAGAGAUGCCAUAACAAAAAUGAAAGAUGUUUACCUGAAGAAUCCUCAGAUGGGAGACCCAGCCAGUUUGGAUCACAAACUAACCGAAGUCAGCCAAAAUAUAGAAAAACUGCGGCUAGAAUCCCAGAAAUUUGAGGCCUGGCUGGCGGAGGUGGAAGGCAGGCUGCCGGCACGCAGCGAGCAGGCCCGCCGGCAGAGUGGAAUGUUCGACGCCCAGAACCCGGCCACGGUCAACAACUGUGCCCAGGACCGCGAGAGCCCGGAUGGCAGUUACACGGAGGAGCAGAGUCAGGAGGGUGAGGGGAAGGUGCUGGCCACGGACUUCGAUGACGAGUUUGAUGAGGAGGAGCCCCUGCCCGCCAUCGGGACCUGCAAAGCCCUCUACACGUUCGAAGGUCAGAAUGAAGGGACCAUCUCCGUGGUUGAAGGAGAAACACUGUAUGUGAUCGAGGAAGACAAAGGCGACGGGUGGACCCGCAUUCGGAGAAAUGAAGAUGAAGAGGGUUAUGUCCCCACUUCGUACGUCGAAGUCUAUUUGGACAAAAAUGCCAAAGAUUCCUAGAGGCGGUUGCAGGAGCCGGAGCCUCAGUGAGCCUUCCCAGGAGAAACCCUUCGGUCUGCUUGUCUGCGCAGGCCCCAGGCACCCGCGCGCACAGAUGGCUCCCGGGCUGGGCCAGCGCGCGGCCCUCCGACGACAUCUCAGCCUGAAGCCGCACCCCCCCCCGACCCGCCACGCGGGUGCUUGCCUUUUUCUUUCUUUUCUUCCCACAGCAUGCUUCUCAUGGCCCUGCUCCCCCCACGGCCCAUCCGGCCACCGCUCUGGGGGCAGUUCUGUCCCUGUCCCCCCACCCCCACCCCACCCAGGGCCACGGAAGGCAGCUAGACACGUGCUCCCUCC